UUAGAACAAGUGUUUAUCAGUUUUUAUCUCCUGCAUACUUAUAAGCUGAAAUUCUAAAAGUUUUUUAAUCAGAAAGUGACCCGUACUCAUAGCAGUUGGUUUUCUGGCAUUAUUUUCGAGUUUAGAGAAAGAUCCUUGAAUUUUGAAGCGUGGAGGUUGACUCAAUGUUUAUUUUAACAUCAGCUGUAUAGUUUCGCAACCUUGUUUUACUCUCCCGUAUUCUCCCAUUCGCAGUUGUGGUUUUCUUAUUGUGUGGGUCAGUUUGUCGGUCACGUGACUCGACUAACACGAUCUCCUAUAGCUGCUCAUUCUGAAGGAACUCGCUGGCAACGUCUACAAUGGCAACAGCCGGUCAAAAUGAUCCAUCGAUCGUUAUUGAACAAGUUGUCAAUAGAACAAAUUGUUUAACAGAAGGACCUCACUGGGAUCCUAAAACCCAAAGGCUUAUUUUCGUAGACAUUUGGGCCAACAAAAUUUGUUCCUACGAUCCAGCGAAUAAAAAAGUUUUGCAUGCUGAAUUAGCAAAACCGGUCGGAGUUGCUGUCCCUGUCGAAAAUAGUCCCAAUUUAUUCCUAGCAGCUCAUGGUACAGAUUUAGUUCUGGUUACUUGGGACUGUACCGAAAAUGUAAAAAAUCCACCAAUUAAAAUUUUGGAAUCUGUCGAAAAGGGUCGUAAAGGAAACAGAUUUAACGAUGGAAAAUGUGAUCCUUCAGGAAGAUUUUGGGCCGGAACUAUGUGUGAAAUCGAAGGAAAUUUUGAACCAAAUCAAGGAUCCCUUUACAGUUUGGAUUCAAACUUGGAUUUAAAAUCACACUUUUCGUCUGUUGGAAUCAGCAAUGGAUUAGCAUGGAAAGAUGAUAAAUUUUAUUACAUAGAUUCUUUAACAUUCGAAGUAGCUGGCUUUGAUUAUGAUUCAAAGAGUGGAACAAUUGCAAACAGAAAAGUCGUCUUCGACUUCAAAGAAAACAAUAUAUCAGGCUUUCCGGACGGAAUGACAAUUGAUGCAAAUGGAAAUCUCUGGGUAGCUUGUUGGGAUGGUUCCCGAAUCCUUCAAAUCGAUCCCAAAUCUGGAAAAUUGCUGCAAACAAUCUAUAUUCCGGCCAAAAGGGUGACAAGCGUUGCUUUUGGUGGUCCUGCAUUGGAUACUCUUUUUGUUACUACUGCCGGAUAUGGUUUCAAUAUUCCUGAAGAAAAAACUCCAGCAGAUGAUCCAAAAGGUGGAUCGAUUUUUGCUGUGAAGGGUCUUGGAGUCACGGGUCUACCAGCAAAUUGUUUCAAGAUGAAUGUUUGAUUUUUGAAAUCGAGGAAACCUGAAAGAAAAUAUGGAAUAUUAUAUUUGAUAACUUCCCAAUAACAUGUACUUUAAUAUCUAGAAGUUAAAAAUAAAAGAUUUCGAUGUUUGAAUUAAAAGUUGGUAAGUCAACCUCAAGACUAUUAUUAGUCUAAGAAUUUAUCGAAGAGGAAUUCCUUUGUGGACCUCGUGAACGAAAUGGUUACCUAAUUGCUGUGUUGUCGGUUUGACACACACAGUUUUUAAUUCCUUAUUGUUAACACAUAAAUAAAUCCAUAAAUAUAAAUGUGUAAAAAACAGUGAAUAAAUGUGAAAAAGGAUGAAUA
Molecule: messenger RNA, 1618 nt
Organism: Belonocnema kinseyi
Lineage: Eukaryota; Metazoa; Arthropoda; Insecta; Hymenoptera; Cynipidae
Product: regucalcin-like
Exons: 6
Coding region: 339-1292 (317 amino acids)
Biological process (GO): L-ascorbic acid biosynthetic process
Molecular function (GO): enzyme regulator activity; gluconolactonase activity; calcium ion binding
Source: RefSeq, a predicted model, not a curated record